This is a messenger RNA of Vespa velutina, 2826 nucleotides long. Its product is annotated as transcription factor SPT20 homolog. Lineage: Eukaryota; Metazoa; Arthropoda; Insecta; Hymenoptera; Vespidae. The transcript is spliced from 7 exons. The coding region runs from base 570 to 2054 and encodes 494 amino acids. The record is from RefSeq and is a predicted model, not a curated record. Gene Ontology annotation, cellular component: Golgi membrane; Golgi apparatus.
UCUUCUAACCUUAGUUUAGACGCAUUCUACGGAGAUAUCGUGCUCUUCCGUACAUAUCGCGGAACAGAGAAAGAGAGGGAGGGGGAGAGAGAGAGAGAGAGAGAGAGAGAGAGAUACAUAGAGAUAGAGAAAGAUAGAGAAAGAUUAGAGAAAGAGAGAGACCGAGAAAGAGACAGAGAGAGAGACAGACAGAAAGAGAGAAACAGACAAAAAGAGAGAGAGAGAGAGAGAGAGAGAGAUACUCACAACACACAAAUACGAAUUACGUUCGUUAAUAGUACGAGUCUCUGUUCACAAGAAGAAGAAACAAGAGGUAAACGAGAAUCAAACGAGUACGAUAGAAACGUCGAACUUGUGGGGAAAAAAAAACGCAACAGGGUGACUUGUUCUUUUUUUUUUUUUUUUUUUCCCUUUUACCCCCCUUUUUUAUUUUCCCUACCUCUUCCACGCCAUAUUUCACGAGAGGAUAUUACGCGUAGAAGCACCGAGGAAGAAGAGAAAAGCAGUGUGACUCCAUCGUUGAGAAUGAAUAGCUGAGAUAUAGAAUCGUAGAAGUCCGAGAAGGAGCGAUGAGCGGUUCUCGGCUUGGAAGAGGCCGUGGUGGACGCCUGGCUGUGUACGGGGGUUGCGGGGUGGUGAUCAUAUUAUUGGUGUUUCUUUACCGCGCCGCCACCUCAGAGAUGGCCAGGCUACGUGAUCUUCAUAUCCAGUGCGUUCAUCAACACGAGUCACUUGCUGCACAACUUCAAGUGAUAUUCGAGUACAAGGUACGACUAGAAAAAUCUUUGGCCGAGGAGAAAAGUUCGAAUGCCGCUGUGAAACAGGAACUUCAGCAACGUGCCUCCCGAGAGAAAUCUUUGAGAGAUAAGGACAGUAUAGAGGCGAUGCAGAGAUUCAAUUCGCUUCAGCAGACCUAUAAGAUACUUCAGACCGAGCAUCAGGAUCUUCAGGAAGAGUAUAAGAAACGCGAGAAACAGGUAUUGGAGGAAACGAACAGGUUGGAAUCUACUCUUCAAGAUCUUCAUAGUCGUAUCAGACAGACGAACGAGGAUAAGGAGAAAAUUAUUGGGGAGAAGGAUAGAACAUUGGAAAAUUUUAAAAACAAAUAUUUGGAAUUGGAUACGGAGAAGACUAAGUUGGAGGAAAAGUACAAUGAUUUGAUGAAGAGUACUGGUAACACCGAUAGUACGAUCGAACAUUUGAGAAAGGAGGUCAUACAACUUAAACGAGAAUUGGACAAUGAAAAGAAACGAUGCAAAUCAACAUUAUCGGAGACAAGUCUGAUUAGUCCUAAACAGUCGCUGCCAGGUGAACAAAAUAUGCCGGAUAAUACGGCGAUAGAUCCAACACAGGAAGAACGUCAACAGCCACAGCAACAACAACAACAACAACAACAACAACAAAAUGUACAGAUCAUUGUCUCGUCGAGCUCGAUGAAAACGAUACCAGUAUUGAAAUUGGACACCAGCACGAAAUCUAACAGCAUAAUCGAUUCCGUGUCUUCUAACAAAGCUGUUAAAAUCGCUUCGAAGGUGAAAAUUCCACCUGGUGUAUUACCAAUUUUAAUGAUAAUGGAUCAAAAUGCCGAGAAGAUCGAGAAGGAGAAGAUCAAUGAAAAAUUAUUAAAGAACGACGAAUCCGUCGUUCAGAAUAUAGCUUUGAAGAAGAAGGAAGUUAUAUCGGAAGUAAAUAAUAAGGAAAAAGAGAAUGAAGUUAACGAUAAUGAUAACGAUAAUGAUAACGAUAACGAUAACAUAGAUCCACCGUAUAAAAGUUUGUCUGGGAAUAAACAUGGCGUUGAUCAGAUUGUUGGUGGUAGACGACAAAAUGGCAAUUGGUUUAAAGUGAAACCGGGCGUACAGGAAUUUGGCGAGGAACCCAAUCCGAUCGAUCGAUUGCCUGGAUUGGAAAGCGUCGUUGACAGACAAUUUGGUGCAGGUGAGGAACAGUACGUUGGUGCGGAAUACGAACCUCAAGCUCAAAAAAUAGAAGAUUUGCGUUUGGCUGAAGGCGAAGAGGAAGAAGACGAGGAUGAUCCCGAGGAUGCUAUAUGAACGAGGAGAUGUAAACGACGAACGAGGCUAAUUUUUUUACGAGACAAAUCGUAAUCUUAAUCGUCUUUCAUGAUAAAUCAUCCCUCGUGCUAUACACUGCGAGAUAUUUUUCGUAUAUAUAUUUUUCUAAUUUUUUUUUAAAAUGUUUUUUUCUUUCUUUCUCAUUAUCAACUUUACGAAGACGACGAUGACGAAAGAAACAUACGAUGAGAUUGAAGGAUAACGCAACAAUAGUUCGUUAAUGAUUCUCGUUAAAAAAAAAAAAGAAAGUUGAGAUACUACAAUAUCUCGACUUUAUACGGAAAUCGUCAAGUAGCCUAACUUUCGAGUGUUUAGAUUUUUUCUUUUAUUCGCCUUUUUAAACAUUAUCCAUCUAUCUUCCCAAUUGUCUUCGUACUUCCUUUUUUUUUUUUUUUUUUUUUUAACAGCCGCGCUCUAUAAUAUUUACGAAAAGAAGAAGGAAAAGAAAGAAAAAAAAAAGAAAAAGAAGUAUCGAAGCGAGCGAAUCGUUCUUUUUAAGAGAAAAUUUAUACGUCGCCUAUAUGUAUAUAUAUAUAUACAUAUAUAUAUAUAUAUAUAUAUAUGUGUACAGCGAUUCGAUUGCGAAAUUUUUUUCAAAUGAGAUUAUCGAGAUUGAUAGAGGAAACAGACUGUAUUUUUUUAGGAUUAAUACAAAAGAAAUAAUUAACAAAAAAAAAAAAAAGAAAAGAAAAGAAACAAGCAAACAAAUAUAUAUAUAUAUAUAUAUAUAUAUAUAUAUAUAUAUAUAUAA